AUGGCGAUUGUGGGUGGAUCAGAGGAAGCAGCAGUUGUAGUGAGGAACAAGCAGGUGAUAUUGAGAGAGUACGUGCCGGCGUCUGGCUUUCCAAAAGAAUCGGACAUGUGCGUGACCACCACCGGCACCAUAAAGCUGAAGCUUCCUGAUCAAGCUGGUUCCGACGGCGUUUUAGUGAAGAACCUCUACUUGUCCUGCGAUCCCUCCCAGCGAAGCCGCAUGACCAAGUACGAACCUUCGACCCAUUUCGUCUCCUUCCAGCCCGGUUUGCCAAUCAGAGGAUACGGAGUGGCUGAAGUUUUGGAUUCUGGGCACCCAAACUUUGAGAAAGGCGACUUGGUCUGGGGAAUAACCGGGUGGGAAGAAUAUAGCGUCCUUACAAAACCAGCAGCAGACACAUUGACUAAAAUCCAACACACUGAUGUUCCUCUUUCCUACUAUACUGGAAUCCUUGGUAUGCCUGGUAUGACUGCUUAUGUUGGAUUUUAUGAGAUUUGCUCUCCAAAGAAAGGACAGUACGUCUUCAUUUCAGCUGCUUCAGGAGCAGUUGGUCAGCUUGUUGGUCAGUUUGCAAAGUUGCAGGGUUGCUAUGUUGUUGGGAGUGCUGGUAGCAAAGAAAAGGUGGAUCUUCUGAAAAACAAGUUUGGGUUUGACGACGGUUUCAAUUAUAAAGAAGAGCCUGACUUGAAUGCAGCUUUGAAAAAAUACUUCCCCGAAGGCAUUGACAUUUACUGGGAGAAUGUUGGGGGAAAGAUGCUGGACGCAGUGCUACUAAACAUGAAGAUUGGCGGCCGCAUUGCCGUGUGCGGGAUGAUCUCACAGUACAACCUCGGCGGCCAGGCCGAAGGUGUUCACAAUCUAAUGUAUCUGGUUGCGAAACGUGUCCGCGUAGAAGGCUUCCUGGUUCCCGAUUACUACCAUCUUUAUCCCAAGUUUUUGGAGUUGGUUCUGCCUUACAUCAAGGAAGGAAAGAUUGUAUACGUUGAAGACAAAGCACAAGGCCUGGAGAGUGGGCCGGCGGCUCUAGUUGGACUCUUUACAGGCCGCAAUGUUGGAAAACAAGUUGUGGUGGUUGCUCCAGAGUGA
This is a messenger RNA of Juglans regia (Persian walnut), 1086 nucleotides long. RefSeq names its product 2-alkenal reductase (NADP(+)-dependent)-like. The record is from RefSeq and is a predicted model, not a curated record. Bases 1 to 1086 code for a protein of 361 amino acids. NCBI's taxonomy places the organism in Eukaryota, Viridiplantae, Streptophyta, Magnoliopsida, Fagales, Juglandaceae. The transcript is spliced from 5 exons. Gene Ontology annotation, molecular function: 2-alkenal reductase [NAD(P)H] activity.